Molecule: messenger RNA, 3330 nt
Organism: Schistosoma turkestanicum
Lineage: Eukaryota; Metazoa; Platyhelminthes; Trematoda; Strigeidida; Schistosomatidae
Source: the annotation of a GenBank genome assembly
GGCGGGCGUUUACUGACUUUGAAUUUCGCAUGUUUAUUUGAAAGAUCAGAAACUGGUGAUGUGCAUGUAGACAUGAUGCAUUCGACUUCCAGCCAAUGGCUUCAACCAUUAUCACACAGCCCUACCAAUCGUUUCCCGGCAUCUGGUCUGCCGUUCAAUCAUUUACACCAAAAUUUACCCACCCAAUCUAGUUCAAGCGUGAUGUUAACAUCUCAGCUCACCUCAUCUGAACCACUAUUUCCUUUGUCAAAUACUUUCAUUGUUGAUACUCAACCUGGAACUUUUUUAGCAGAUAUAAAUUCAGAAACUCAACCUCUUGGUUCAUUGAGUGCUAACUAUUAUGGUUUUAGUCAUGAUCUAGCAAGUGGUAUUGAUUCAUCUCCAGCUAAUCUAUGGUACAAUCCUUCUACUCCAACUGGUCCAAUGACUGGGUCAUUACAACAAAGGGAAUGUAAUCUCAAUGUUGACUGUUCAAGUGGUUUAGGACGUAAUGAUGACCCAGUGCAAUUGAUUCCUGUGUGCACCUCAGCCACAUCAAAACUACUCACUUCACAGCUGUAUGAUUCUAUGCUUGGUGGUGGUAUCAAAGAUUUGAACAAUUCUUCUAUCAAUGAUAAUGAUAUUUGUUCUCGAUUAACAUCAACUCAUACAACUUUAACAUCAUCAAAUUUAUUAACUGGUGGAAAUUUCAAUUGUCCACCGAUAAGCACACCUUUAUCAUCAAUAUCAACAUCGUCAUCAUCAUCAUUAUUGUCAUCGUCAAGAAAUCGAUCAAACAUGGAAUCAAUCAUUCGAACGGAUCAUCCGCAUCAACAUCCUCUACACGACAAUCAUGAUCCAUGCGUUUACACUAAUUUAAAUGUUGUACCAGUCGGUGGAAGCAACACCACAGCAUCAUCAUCAUCAUCAUGUAUGUCAGCAGCUUUAUGCAGUGGUGGUGGUGCAGGUGUUGGAGCUGGGAAUGAUGAUGAUAUUAUUAUUGAUUCACAUUGUAUAAUUGGCAAACCAGGUCUUAUGGAUGAGACCAACAGUAAACGUGAAUUAAAAUCAAUGCAUUUUCAUCAAUCAACUAAUAAUAAUAAUAAUAAUAACAAUAAUUCAUUGAUUGUUUCUUCGGGAAUGUUUGAUUCUUAUUAUGGAAUUGAUUCCGUAUGUGAUGGAAACACAAUGCCAACUGGUUGGUCAACUCCGACUAAUGUCAUUAAUCCAGGUUGUGUAAUGAUGGCGACAGGUUCUGUGCAUACAUCGAAUUUCGCUUCACAUAUUUCCAAUGAUAAUAAUAACAAUACUACUACUACUAAUAAUAAUAGUAGUGCUUGUCAAUUGACAUCCGAAUUAACUUCUCUUCCUGCCUAUCCAAAUUCUAAUCCUUCCCUUCAUUCAGAAUCUACUCAUCCGACGCAUGUAAAUAUGGGAAUGAAUUAUUCUGGGGCCGGUGUUAGUGGUAAUCUCUAUGCACCGCCGACAUUACAACCGUGUUCAUUGGUUGGAUUAUCUGAUUCUUCUCUUCAACACCCAUGCAAUAUACCUCCACCUAAUCAUCCUUUAGAGCCGCCUAAUCCAUCAUAUUCAUCUAUGGGAGAAUUUACACUGCAUCAUCCAUCAUCAUCUGAUCUAACCCCACCAUCUGGUCUAUUAUCUUCAGCUGUCUAUGAACAACAUUCACUGGCAAAUUUGAAUACUACACAUACUGCAUCUUCAAAUAACAAUAAUAAUAAUAGUAAUAAUAAAACUAAUAAUUAUCAAAGUGAUAUGAUGAGUUGUAGUCGUGAAGCAUUGAUUUCAUUAACUGGAUCUGGAGCAGAUGAAAUGAACUUCACAACUCGUUCAUCUAAUAUCAGCUUAACACAUUCCUCUACACCUGCAUUAUCUGUUAACACGUCUACACCUCAUGGUGGUGGUCGUGGAACAAGAGGUGGUCGUGUUGCUGGACAUAAACGUCGAUCAUCAUCUGUUAAUCCUUCUAAUUCUCUUAAUUUAGAAUCAAAUGUAAAUUCAAUCGAUGCACAGAAUAGUGGUGAUAUGACUUUGGGCUUAUCGAAUGCUUGUCCAUUAUCUUCUAACACUGGUAUGAGCUCAGAAUGUUCAUCUCUUUUUGGUGAUUUUGAUAGUAGUAGUAGAAAUUAUGGACAUGGUCGUACACCAAGUGUUUGUGGUACGGACUCUGAAGAAACUAUCGAUCCAGAUGAAACACCUGAGCAAAGAGCUGAAAGAGAACGUAGUCGUAGACAGGCUAAUAAUGCACGAGAGCGUAUUCGAGUUCGUGAUAUCAAUGAUGCAUUCAAAGAGCUUGGACGCAUGUGCAUGAUGCAUUUGCAUAAUGAACGACCUCAAACCAAACUUACCAUAUUACAACAAGCUGUUUCAUUGAUUACCAGUUUGGAACAACAAGUUCGUGAACGUAAUUUAAAUCCUAAACAAGCUUGUUUGAAACGUCGUGAAGAGGAGAAAAGUGGUGAAGCAUCACAUUUCAGUAGUGGUAGUACUGGAGGUGGCGCUGGUAGUAGUAGCACUAGUGGUGGUGGUGGUGGUAGUACUAGUGGCAAUAGUAACAAUAAUAAUAAUAAUACACAUAUCAAUUCAAUUGGAAGCGCCAUAAAUCGUUUGUGUAGCACUAAUCCAGUGAAUUAUUCUACUCCUGGUGUUACAUCAUCGUCAUCAGCAUCAUCACAAAAUGUAUCAAGUCAUUUGUUGGAUUAUGAUCCACGUCUAUCUCAUAUUACACAUGGACCUGCUGUUUAUAGUGAUAAUUUGUCAAUAGUGAAUAGUCGAAAUGAUUAUACAUCAUCAACUACUGGAUCUGUUACUACUGGUGGAGGAGGGGAUGUGCGUACUUCUGGUUAUCUACAUCCGGAAGUUCAACAAUGUCCAUCCGAUGCAUAUACGCAUAUGACAUCACAACAACAACAACAACAACCACCUGCACCACCACCACCGCAUCAUUUGUCAAUAGUUAAUAAUCCUAAUAAUCAUAGUUUUUCAAAAACUAAUACAACUAAUAAAUCAUCAGAUAAUUGGCAUUCUAAUUCUUCUUUGUUGCAAUCAAUUCAAUCUACACAUUCACAAAGAUUUGGAACUAUCAGUGGUGCCGAACAAUAUGACGGCGACGGUGACGAUGAUGAUGAAGGUGAUGACGAUGACGACGACGGUGAUGAUGAUGAUGAUGAAGAUGAUGUUGAAAGCAGUGAAGAAGAAACGAAACCUUCGUCAUCGGUAGUACGUUCUAUGUUGAAAUCGGAUGUGAACAAUCGUUCGUCCACAUCUAUUCGCUCUGAUAAUAAUAAUAAUAAUAACAGUAAUAACAAAAGCAGCAGCAGCAGCAGAAGAUGA